Messenger RNA from Rhineura floridana, 3898 nucleotides. RefSeq names its product innate immunity activator (gene INAVA). Bases 363 to 2180 code for a protein of 605 amino acids. The record is from RefSeq and is a predicted model, not a curated record. The transcript has 10 exons. Lineage: Eukaryota; Metazoa; Chordata; Lepidosauria; Squamata; Rhineuridae. Gene Ontology annotation, biological process: adherens junction maintenance; positive regulation of protein ubiquitination.
CCAUGCCUGGAAGGAUUUGGCUGUGCUGAUUCUGCUGGGGCUGAAAAGGUAUUGCUCACCUGCCCCUCCCUCCCCUCUGACUCAAGUCAAAACAUGUAACACAGUUUCUUUGGCACCGCCAGAGCAAGUCAGUGCCUGGAAGAGGGAAGCAGCCAACAAGUCGGAAGUGUUUAGAAAAAAAUCCAGCAGCAGCAGCCACUUGGAUAUCAGAACAGUGGGACAAACCUGGCGUAACUUCCUCUUGCUGAUAUUCCCCCAGAUACCAAGUAUUCUGAAUCAGGGAUCCAACGCAGCAGCAGGAGACAUUACGGCACUUACCAGGGGUGAUCAUACAGCCUCCCUCCAGCAUCCAGAGCUUGGCCAUGAAGAGUAAGAGUAAGGAUGAGACCAGUGACACAGACAGUGGGAUCAUAGUGCAGUCAGGGCCAGACAGCCCCAUGUCUCCAAUGAAGGACCUGACCCAAGCUAUGAGGAAACAGCAGAAGGCACUCGAGGAGCGGCUAGAGGCCUGUGUACAGGAACUGAGAAGGCUGUGUUUGCGUGAAGCGGAACUGACAGGACUGCUUCCCCCAGAGUAUCCUCUGAAACCAGGAGAUGCCCCCCCCAAAGUCCGACGUCGAAUUGGGGCUGCUUUCAGAUUGGAUGAUAAGGCCUUUCUCUCCAGAGGAGUGGAUCCUCUGAGCACACUGGAGAGAGAUCUAGCUCUGCAGCUGCAAAUUGCUGAAGCGGCACGAUGUCUCUCCCGGGAAGAGAAUCUUACCAAGCAAGUUCGGAAGCGCCGGAAAAGUGCUGUGCUGAAGGAGGAAAAGAAGCUGAAGGAGUUGGAGCAGUCUCUCACUGAGUGUCGCCAGGCAGCUAGGCACUCAUCACAGCUAAGGGCCAGUGCUCCAACCUUACAAGGGUUCAGUGCUUAUGAUGAAAGCUCCCUGUCCGAUGCUGCUCUGGGAGAAGAAGAAUCCCAGGUGCUGAGCCCCCAUCUUCCCUCCAUGCUCACAGCUUCAACUCAUCUCCAGCCCCCGCACAGUUCUUCAGCCCAGCCUUCUCAUCCUGUGCUGCUCGAAGGGCAAACCCAAUAUCAAGCCGCUGACAUGGAGUGCUCUCCCAUCCAGAACAGUCCCUGGAAAGAGACCAGUCUGGAUAAACCCUAUGAAAAGCCGAAGAAAUCUGCUGAGCCGAGCAGCAUGCCAAGCAGUCCAGGCCUGAUGUCCCAACCAUCACCCAACUGUUCCACUCAGCGGACUGUUGAGACAUCGUCCUGCUACUUUGUUCCUACUAGGAAGCUGGAAGGAAGGAGACAAGCUGGUUCCAGUGCCCCACCGACACCAGAGUUCCUGGGAAGGAGAGGACAAUCUCAACUCAUGAGAGUGUGUUCAUCCCGGGAAGACUUUGAGUCCCGCGGAAGAAGUGCAUUGCCCAGGCGACGCCCCACCUACUACACCAUCACCGUCCCCGAGUCCUGCUUCUCUGUCCCCAGGCCCAACCCGGCCAUCAAGCCCACCUGUCACUCUGCUUCAGAAGACAGCAAUUCGGAUGUCUCCAGCAUCUCCCACACGACAUCUGCCAGCAGCAGCAGCCCAGACAUCUCCUUCCUAAAGCCACUGCCCUCGAUUCCUGCGGAGGAACCCUUGCAGCCAUUCCCGAAGCAGAUCUGCCAGGGGAAUGAAUCCGAAUGCCACUGUCAGCGUCUCCAGAAGCUGCUGUCACCUCUAGGCUACUUCUGUGCUACGGAAUACGUGUCUGACAGCCUCCCGCCUGCUGGGAGGGAGUUCUGUCACAGCCGGCCACCUUUUCUGUCUGGCAGCGCCGCCCAGUUUGCCUACAAGGAAGUGGUGGUGCCAGUGCGAUUCCACCAGUCAGUCAUUUCCCACAGCAGGGUGGUGCGUACCCCCUCUCUGAAGGACUGUUCCCCAAUAGGCCCUCGAGUCCUCUCCAAGUCAGCUGUGACAGAAGAGCUAAAAUCGUGGCAUGAACGGACUCGGCUGCGCAAUGCGCGGCCACAUUCCCUGGACAGACAAGGGGCUUUUCGCAUGCGCAGUGGACCAGGCAGAGAGCUGCGCUCCGCAGGUUCCAUGGUACAGCAAAUUCAGGUACCUCGCUUCCAUGUCCUAAAACGGUCACCUGAGGGAGCCCCUGUGCAGGUCUAUGUGCCAGAAAAUGGAGAAAUAAUUAGUCAGGUGUAGAGACCGCAUCAUGUCCACCUCCCAGAAUUUGGCGUUGUCAGCAGGCUGGCUGCCUUGACCCGAUUCCAAGUUGGAAAGAGGCUUCUUGCCAAGCCUUGGCAUGUUCAUUGGUCUGCUGAUCCUGUUAUAUUGAAGAGAACAUUUAGGGACUAUUUGCAAGCUAUCGCUCAGCCUUUCCCUUCUAUGAUGAACAGAUGGAAUAGACUAUUGCAACGCACAGUUGGAUUUCUUAUCCUCUACUGAAGACAGAGGACCCCUCAUCAGUAACUAGAGUUUGCUUGUCUGCCUAUUUAUUCAUGUUUGUCUGUGGUGGAAAGAUCUUGGUUGGGAGUUGGUUGUAGGUUAUGAAAACAAGAUUAGCAUCAAGAACUUUUUAUAGUUUUUAGGAAAAGAGCCAAGCCUAACUACAUGAAUUUUCUAUACUCCAUGGAAGUAGAAGCCGUGUGCCUGUAUGUGCCCUCCACAGUGCUACAUCUGGAUCCUCUGCACUCUUCCUUAUUCUUGCAUAAAGUAGUAUGAUGUUGUGAACAGCCGUUGAAGCAAGCAAGCCUCCCCAAGUGUAGUUUAAUGCUCUGCCUUCUUGUAAGCGGCCGUUUUUCAACGCUUGCCAUCUCUUUGGUUCUCUUGCUGCAUCAUAGAUUCCUUAUUUUCAGUUUUAAUGGAAAAUGGUACUAAAAAAGUGGGCCCUUUUUCAAGGGUGAAAUAGGUGGUGCUCUAUUUUUGUAUGUAUCUAAAAUGAAUAACUUCAUGGCAGGGGAGGGGGUUUCUCUUUAUAUAAGCACAACACAGGAGAUUGUUUACUCCUAGGCCCAGAACCUUUUCAGCUUACAUCACUGGAUGCAGCCUUCUACUAGGUCUGUGUAUAUUCAGAAAUAAAAAUUAUGCAGAAAGGCAAGCCAAAUUCUAUGCCACAGAAUUGUUACAAAAUUAUGCAAAUUACUACACUCAGCUAGCACUAGUCAUGGAAAACGGAAAAAGCCUACCUUCAGUUUUAAAAAAGAAAAGCAGAUCCUCAGGAUGCUGCAUUUAUUCUUAAUAGGAAUGUGUCACGCAAUCCUAGAAUGGGCAGACACGCUUUUGUACCCCUCUGAUUAGCCUCUACUUACUGUGUGGCAUUUUCCAAACACCCAUCGGUCUUUAAUACUGGUCUUUGUUUCUGGGGUGGUUUGGGGACUGCCACUAAUUAAACCACUAAUUAUGGAAUCAUGAAGGACAAGUAUGUGUAGUAUCUGCACCACACACUGUUCUGUUCUUGAUAUUAACUCACACUGGAGGGAGAGAAAUUGUGUAUGUGCAUGUGUAGCAGUUGGCCUGGACUCACCUCAAAGCAGUGUUAAAUGUAUUGGAAUAUUUUUAUCUUGAAUGUAUUAUCUUGUGUCCUAAUCCUUGCAAGCCAUCACGUGGGCAUUGCCUCUGUUUAAUUACUCCUUUAGAAACAGUCACAAUCCAUGUUUUGUUGCAUCCCCAAAGUGUUAUAAUUAAGUACAGAAGAGGCAAAGUCAAGUCACAAAGAGAUGGUUCUCAGAAGACAUCUAAAUUCUGCUCAGCCUCUUUGCUUCUGGUUUUUUAACCUCCUAAAUUAGAGUCACUUGCUCAAACCUACAUCAGUAUAUCAAUUCCCCAACAGCUCAAUCUUUGUUCCAUUGAAAGGCAGCCUUUUGAGCUUACAUAUCAUUAAUGGCUUGUUUUUAUUUUUAUUAAAAAUAAUUAUUUUUAGA